AGGAGGAGGCAGCUGGCACGUAGAGAAGCCUCUCGUCCUGUUGGGACAUUGGAAGGAAGUUUGUCUGGGCUCCGACCCAAGGAGCAGAGCGAGAGAAAGACGGAGCGUGGCGGUCAACAUGCUUCCUGUGUGUUAAACGGCGCUCAGGGAAGCAAAGACGCCAGGGAUGCUCGUGAGAAGACGGCAAGCCGCCGCGGGGUCCUGAAGGGUGGGCAUCUCGCCCUGCUCCGCCUUGCCGUCCCAUCCGUCCCCCGCCCCGAAAAACAGCAACUUUUAGCGGCGGGCUCCUUGGGCUUCGAGGGCGGCGUAGCCUCCCAGCCAUCCAAGGAUCGACGCCCUUGUUUCGGAUGAGAGUCCCCCGACCCCGGCUGUCUCCUAUCGGCCCUUAGGGCCUAGUCCCAUGAGGUCGAAGCGUCAGCCUCUCGCUGCUUGUUUUCCCAGGCUCGGCUCGGACGGAGCGGGACUCCCGACGGUAGGAGAAUGAAAGACGAGGACCUUCCUGAAGAAGAAGACGAAAUGCCUUCCUUCAGAUACAGACCAAAUGGCCGGAUGAGGACCAACUGCAGCCGGUGUGAGAAAAACCUAACUCUACAGACAUCUGUGAAAGUGUUGUAUGUCUUUGUUGUCUUGCUGGUAAUGGCAGUAGUGGUGCUGGCAGCUUUAGUUUUCAAGAAAGUGGGAUCAAUAGCUGAUAAAUUUAACUCAACUCAGACGUACUAUGAAAAGACGAUUGUGUCAGUCCAAAAAAAUCUUCAGGAUCUAGAUCAGAAAUCAAUGGACAACUGCUCCUUGUGUCAUGACACAGGGCAACUUGGACAGGAAAUUAGCAAAUUGAAAAAGGAGCUGGAGGAGAUUCAGAAGAAGCUCUUGGCCCAGGAUGUAUUACUUGAUCGAGCUGCACAAGCUCACCAGCAGCUCUCAUCUUCCAGCAGCAAGAUCACUGAUGAAGUAGAUAGAUGUUUCUUUGCUGUUCAGCAGGUCAACCAGAGUUUGAGCCUCUUUCUGGCCCAAGUGAUGGGCUGGCAGGCUGCCACUUCUCAGCUCGGCACCUCACUCAAGGAUCUAACACAAGAACACUUCGAUGUUGAAACUGCUUUGCUGCAGAUAAACUUUACCAAUAGGCAGACCUCAGACUGGGUCCAGAUCAUUCAAAGAAAGACCAAUGAGGAGACCCUGACUCUACAGAAGAUUGUGACUGAGUGGCAGAACUACACCCAGCUGUUUGGCAGCUUGAAGGCCACCUCUUCCAAAACAGCUGAUAUGAUCAAGAAUAUUCAAACCAAUUUAGCUAUUGCCUCACAAAGGAUCAGCCAGAAUUCAGAGAGUAUGCAUGACCUCAUACUCCAAGUAACAAGUUUACAGUUGCAGCUGGACAACAUCUCCUCUUUCUUGGAUGACCACGAGGAGAACAUGCACGACUUUCAAUACCAUACCCAAUACAUAAAAAAUCGGACAGCUGAGCACUUUCAGACCUUGGAAGGCCGUAUGACAUCCCAUGAGAUUGAGAUCAGCACAAUCUUUACCAACAUCAAUGCAACUGAUAGCCACGUCCACAGCAUGCUCAAGUACCUGGAUGAUGUGCGACUCUCUUGCACCCUGGGCUUCCACACACAGGCUGAAGAGCUUUACUACCUGAACAAAUCGGUCAGCCUCAUGAUAAGCACCACAGAUCUUCUGCGGGAGCGUUUUAGCCUGCUCAAUGCCCAGUUGAACUUUAACAUUCGCAACCUUUCCAUGGUCAUGGAAGAGAUGAAAGCUGUUGACAUCCGACACGGGGAGAUCCUGAAGAACGUUACCAUCAUACAAGGUGUUCCUGGCCCUCCUGGCCCAAGAGGAUUGAAAGGAGACUUUGGCAUGAAAGGCCCACCUGGAAGCAGAGGAGAAAAGGGUGACAUGGGGAAUCUGGGCCCGCCAGGGCCACAAGGGUCCCUGGGCCCUCGCGGACCUUCUGGACCUCAAGGCGAGAGAGGCGCUGUGGGCACAAGAGGCCCCACUGGAAUCAAAGGAAGCAAGGGUAGCUUUGGACAAGGGGGUUCCAAGGGGCGGGCAGGCCCCAAAGGGGACUCUGGAUCUCCAGGUCCUGAGGGGGCCAUUGGCCCACCUGGUCCACCUGGCCCACAGGGGAAACCAGGCAUCCCAGGCAAACGCGGGCCCCUUGGUAAUAUAGGGCCGCCGGGCCGACAGGGGGAUCCUGGAGUACAAGGUCUGCGUGGAUUUCCAGGGCCCCCAGGACCUCCAGGAAUGUAAAUUCUCCCUCCCCCCCCAAGUUUUAAUGUGGACAAUUGGGGGGGGGGAGCUCUUUGCUGCAGACACCUGUCUCCCCAGCAAGGCAUCAAGAUAAUGGGGAAUGGAUGGUGUCAUUUAUUCUGCACUGUCAAAUUCCAUUUUCAGUGGCUUAGGGAUAAGCUUGAAAAAUUGCUUCAAACCAGUGAAUUCUCUUAAUUUUGGGAACUUCAAAGGCAAAGAAUUGCAGCUGCAGAGUAAGUAGGAGGAGCAAUCAUUGGUAAUUAGAAUACACGGUUUGCAUGUAAAUGGUCCUAAAUUCAGUCUCUAACAUCCGCAUAGAGGGCUGAAGCUCUGGAGAGAUAUUACCACUUAAUAUAGCCCAGAGUCACUUGGUUCAGUAGGUGGCUAUAGAAAUUGAAUAAAUAAAUAAAUAAAAAUUAGCCAUGCCAAAUGAAUAAAUGGGCAAACAAUAACAACUUCCUAUCUUCAUGUUACACAGUUGCCAUGCUUUUUGUAUAUAUGGGUGUGUGCGUGCGCAAGUGUGUUCAUAUGAGAUAUUGGCUCAUCUGCUUUUGCAUUCAUUCCACAGUACAAUUAGAUUGUGUCGCUGAUCUCUUCAUCUGUAACUCUCUUACACAUGUAUGGUAUAACCGCUACACAUAUACAUCCAAAACAAUUAAAAAAAAUGUAAAGGUGAGAUGAAAUUGCUUCUCUUCUUUGUAUGUGGUGGAGCAGAGACUUGUAAGGCUUUCCAAUUCCAAUGUCUAUAUUUCUUUGGGGGUAUAUUCUUCCUGACAAAUCAGUUGGACAACCUGCUAUUUUCCUUAUGAAAGAAAGUACAUCAGAGAUCAUUUGUCACUGAGCAUUGGACAGCAUACAGCUUUAAACAAAUAGUAGUAGAAAUAGUAGUUGUAGCAGUAGUAAUCUACAGUUCAAUUCACAGUCAAACACUGGUAGAAGUUUAAAAACUGAAAUCCUAACUAAGGAAUGAAGAAUUAUUAGGUAACAACUGAAGAUAGAGAUGUAGGGUAUUUUGUUGUUGUUAUGGUUGGUUGUAUAGUCAGCCAGAUGUUUAGAGUAGACUGGGCACUUUUAUCUACCUAUCUUCACAAGAUAAUCUGAUUCAGUCUGGGCCAGUCUUUCUCAACCUUGACAACUUUAAGAUUUGUGGAUUUCAGGGCUGGCUGGGAAAUUCUGGAAGCUGAAAUCUGUACAUCUUAAAGGUGAGAAGCAGUGCUCUAGAUAAUUUCACCACUUUGUGGGAUUAUAUGGAUUUUACAGACUAUGGCAGCAAAAGUGCUGACAGAAGCCUACUUUUUUAUCAUCUCUUCCUGAGUUUAUAGCAUCUUCAAAAGUUCCCACUUUGUUUCUAAGACCUGUUCAGUAUGCUGGCUUUCAUCUUUAAAAUCCCAGUGGUUUUAGAUUGAGCUAGCUAAAGAAACACUGCUUCCCAUAUCAACUGUCUCUCCCCUUAGGAUGCUCAAUUAAGUUUUGCUCUGCAUCUGCAUAAGCAAAAACAAUCCUAUCUUGGCAAGUCAUUGGCUUAGAUUUCUGCAUUUUUUAUAUUUUUCUACUGUGUUAUUUCUACCUUACUCUUGAGUUUUUUUGUUCUUUUCUUAUUUUAAGCUUGUUCUGUUUUCCUGUCUCACAUACCAUUGUGCACCUCUGUAACACUUACAGUCAUUAACUAUCUGGACCAAAGAAAGAUCCUGUGGAAUGGAAUGGAAUCAGCUACUGUAUGGAAUCAGGCAACUGUAAUGACCUAUCUACUCAUUUUUGCUCUGUCACACAGUGACCAACCAGUUCAACCACUUUACAGGCAUGUACAGGAGAGCAACAUGCCUUCUCCACUAUUACUUCCCAUUAAGUGAAAGCUUUCUCUGCAGGUGAAAAAACUCUGGAUUGAAAUACUGAUGGGAAGAAAGGAAGGAGCUCUUUGUAAUUACUUCCUCUCACUUCAGGCUCUCUGUAGUUCAUGGGUGAUGUUUCGCAAUGUUUUCCCUUUCGCGAAGCUGGGGUGGGCGUGGCCUGUGUGUGAUGCAUCCCGCCCACAAUCCGCCAGUUUGACACCCCUGUGGUGUAGUUGCUUUUCCUCACUUUCAAUUAUUUAAAAUCUUAGCCAUUGAAAUUUUCCAAUCUGUAUUUAAUCUGUUGUUCUGAGGCAGAAAAGCAAACUCUUUAGCCAAGAUAAAAUCAAGAAGAACUAGGAGGAAGAUUUGUCUGGAAAUGCGUUUGCAAUGCCACAUAUUUAAACGAUCAUAUCAUCAAGCCAGAGAAAUGAUAAGUUGGGUGAGUGCCUAGGAACGACCUGAUGAAAAUUGACUCUCAUUUCCUAAAUUCCAGCAAUGAGCUUCACGGGAGGGGAGAGCAAUAAUGUCAUUCACAAUGAUGUGAAUGAUUUCACAAUGAUGGCAUAUGGUUUAUUUAGCAUUUU
This is a messenger RNA of Thamnophis elegans (Western terrestrial garter snake), 4660 nucleotides long. RefSeq names its product scavenger receptor class A member 3 (gene SCARA3). The transcript has 6 exons. The record is from RefSeq and is a predicted model, not a curated record. Lineage: Eukaryota; Metazoa; Chordata; Lepidosauria; Squamata; Natricidae. The coding region runs from base 481 to 2247 and encodes 588 amino acids.